AUGUUUCCUUCCUCGGGCUUUUUUGCCGAUAUAAACUGCCUCUUCUCACAACAUGGGCGUUGUGAGCGGCCUCACUGUUUAUACAAACAUCCUACAAAGCAGGCGCGGGACUGGUUUGCUGUCUCAUUUGAAUCAUCCAAAGUGGACUUCACAGAAGGACAGAGGCCUUAUACGGGCUGUGGAGAUGACUGCCUUCAUGAGCUGGAGCGGAUCAACAAGGAGAUUGAAUCUGUAAGGCAUGAGGUGGAGCAAGAGCGGAGGAGACUGUCACGCUACCAGACUGUACAGGCAGACCACAUAAACAACACGCCUGCUUCCAAGCAUGAGUCUGGGAGUAAAACUGUAGACAGAAAAGCUUAUGGGCCAUCGUCUCGCACAGAUUUUACUAAAGCACACCAGCGAGGAAAGAAGUAUGUGGUUGACAACUCAAAACCGAGGACUGAUUUGGAGUAUGACCCACUGUCCAACUUUUCUGCAGAUUUGCUCUCUUUCAGCUCAUUGACAAAGGACCGGAAGUUGAAAAGUAGACAAGUAAAAGACAAAAGUCCGGAAAACACUGCCCCAUGUAUUGAUAAAGAACCAUUUGCGUAUCAGGCUCCGAUUUCCCGAUCACCAUCUCCGGAGCCACUUGAUGUCUCUUCUGAAGGUGAAGACCUAAUUAUUGAUGUUCCUCCUUCUCCUGACAAAACGGGUCAGAGAACUGCUAAGUCUGUAGCAGGUAAAUCCUCUCAGGUGACAGCAGUGGAGGUAACGGAGGAAAAAAAAGAGCCUAAUUUACCUGAUUCUCCAUCACUACAGUAUAAAAUACCUCUGUCUUCAUCAGAUUCAAAUAAAACUCAUCAUUAUGUUGAAAACAGUCAAGAUUUACUAACUAUACGUGCUGACAAAGAGUCUGAAGAUCUAAAAAAUGGUGGCAAUGUAGUGGACUUAACAGGAAGUCUAGAAGACCUUGUAAAUGAAUGUCAAAAAAUUACUAAAUCAGUAUUGGAGAAGAUCCCCGAACAACAAGAUCACAACCUGAACAAUCCUCAGUGUGACCUGCCCAGUAUCUUUGAGAAAAUGAAUCAGCAGAAGACACCCAGGAAUUUACUUUUUUGUAAAUCUCCAGCCUCUAACUCAUCACGCAGGCAAGUGCCUCAGGACAGAGUUCAAAGUCACAGGUGUUCUGAAAAAAGUACACCCUCAGCAGUGAUAGGAAACCAGAAAAAGUCAAGCAAAAUGUCGGGACAGACACAGGGAAUAGCUGCUGACGGUCAUAACUUGCCUCUAGAGCAAGCAGAACAAGGGUCGGAGAACAGCGAGUUUGAGGGUCGGCAUGUUUUGUCAACAUCUGUCAGCUCACAACUCGGAGCCGAACCGUGUUCUCAGCAGAAUUUGGUGAUGAUAAAUACUGAAGAGAUCAUAUUAAUCAACUCCAGCUCUGAUGAUGAGGAGGAGGAAGGGCUCAACCAUUCAGGAAUGGAACUCUCAGACAGCGACCCAAUGGAGGAAUGCUACAGGAUCUUCAUGGAGGCAAACAAUGAGGGAAAAGGAACUGAAGAGACUCCUGGUGGACAUUUAGGGGCUGUGGAUGCAGAGAAGAUGGAGGUAAAUGUCACAUCCAAGGGAUUACCAGGAAGGAAAAGAGUGGCUCAUGAAGCCAAACAAACAGAGCAGCCAGUAGCUAAGAGCAGGCCUCAGCCGCAGGUUUUGGUUCCACUCUGUGAGCCAGUAACUUCAGGAUUUGGCUCUAGACUCUCUGUCAGUUCCAAAACCCAGCAGGUUCAGCAGAGAGCCUCCACUCUGACUGCUUCAGUUAAAGGUGGGCAGGCUUUUGUUUCCUCCACCUCUCAGAAGAAGCCAGAGACCCAGUUUACACCUUCUGUUUUAACUCAGAACCCUGCAACCCUGCAGCCCGCUCCUGUGCGCAAUGCUUUUGUGAACUAUAUACCUUUGGGACCAGCUGUUAUUGAAGUGGGCAACAACUUGCAUUUGAUCCUUCCAGACAGUGCCUUCCCUGUGCCCAUUUCUUCCAAUUCCAAUCCAGUUACUCCAGUUUUAACUCCAAUAAAUCAGGUUCACACAAGGGCCCUUGCUGUCAAACAAACAUACCAUCCACAUGCAGUUACUCCUAUGCAUCCUAUGCAGCGAUGCCGCCUGACAGCACCAGUGCUCAUUCCUGCUGUUGCACGCAAACCUUUACUAAACUCUACUUUUACAUCUGCAUCUUUACGUUCAAGUUCAACUAUUUCUACUGUUCCUCAAAGUUCUGGUCAAGCUUCUGCAAAGCCGUUGCCUGCUAAACGAAAACUGAAGCAGCAGUGUGAGGCUGCCAAAGACAAAGUGCCCCAUGAUGUCAGACAGCGGUAUGUCAACAUGUUCACGGAGGAGUUCCUCAAAACGACACCCAAUGUUAAUGAUGCCUUUGAAAAGGCUCUUGCUGAAGAGAAGACGGUGUACAAUCGGAGUGCGAACAAGCUCAAAUACAUGAGUGUUGCAGUGAAUGCACUCAAGAGGCUGAAGAGCCAAAGCACUGUUGCUGCUAAAGAUGAAAACAAAGUCUACAGUCAAAAACUGAAAGGGAACAUACCUCUUAACCCAACGAAGUUUAAAGGAAAUUCAGAUGACAUGGCAUUGUAUGAGAGUCUGAAGGAUUAUAUUUUGACUGAUGAAAAGCUAAUUGAGAGCAACUAUCCCGUUCAACACCCAGAGAAACGUGGUUCUGCAGUUCUUUUUGCUGAAAAGAAAGUUAAUGCAGAUGCACUGAAGAGGAUCUGCUGUCGCUGUGGUGCUACAUACUCUGUGAGCCAAAGUGGCAAACACAUUCGCAAGGAGGAAUGCAACUACCAUUAUGGGAAGGGAGUUGAGAAUAGAGUGCCCGGUGGAGUGGAAACUCGCUACAGCUGCUGUCAGGGAGUCAUGGGAGCCCCUGGAUGUCAAGUGUUUAAGUUACAUGUCCAUGAUGCCCUCAGCCUGGAUGGGUUUGUGUCUACCAUCCCCCAGGGUCCCUCAGACAGGAGCUGUCCUGGUGUCUAUUCCUUGGAUUGUGAAAUGUGUUACACCGUUCAUGGUUUGGAGUUAUCCAGAGUGACAGUGGUCAACUCGAGUCUGGAAGUUGUAUACGACACCUUUGUUAAACCUGAAAACGAGGUCAUUGACUAUAACACCAGAUUUUCAGGUGUUAGUGAGGAAGAUGUGAAGGGUCACCAUGCUUCUCUAAGAGAUGUCCAGGAGACCUUGUUGAGCUUCAUAAAUGCUGACACCAUUCUGGUUGGACACUGCCUGGAAACAGACCUCUGUUUACUCAAGCUGCUCCACGGGAUGGUGGUGGAUACAUCGGUAGUCUUUCCCCACCGCCUGGGCCCCCCUCACAAACUGACCCUCAACAAGCUCACAGCUGAAUACCUCAGAAGGAUCAUUCAAGAGAGUGUUUGUGGCCAUGACACUGCAGAAGAUGCUACUGCCUGUAUGGAGCUGAUGCUGUGGAAAGUCAAAGAAGAUGGAAAACUGAAAAAAUGAUGGAAAUAAAAUUAUUCCUGUACACUUCAUAUGGGGGGAGGGGGAACAAAUACUAGCUGUGAUUCAAAUGUAUUAUUUUGUGUAAACCUCGUUCAGGACAUGGAGGGCAGUUUGUUUUUUGUUAAUGUGAUUUAUGUUAAUGAGUUCUGUAUGUAAAAGUUCAAUUUGGAGCCCAUCUUCCAUAUUUGUAUAAAUGUUGACCACAUGUAGUGCCAAGAGGACCCA
This is a messenger RNA of Pelmatolapia mariae (spotted tilapia), 3723 nucleotides long. RefSeq lists its product as uncharacterized. Bases 1 to 3498 code for a protein of 1165 amino acids. Gene Ontology annotation, molecular function: exonuclease activity; nucleic acid binding. The transcript has 16 exons. The record is from RefSeq and is a predicted model, not a curated record. Gene Ontology annotation, cellular component: nucleus. NCBI's taxonomy places the organism in Eukaryota, Metazoa, Chordata, Actinopteri, Cichliformes, Cichlidae.